Agelaius phoeniceus (red-winged blackbird) is the source of this 1786-nucleotide messenger RNA. RefSeq names its product vesicle transport through interaction with t-SNAREs 1A (gene VTI1A). Gene Ontology annotation, cellular component: ER to Golgi transport vesicle membrane; SNARE complex; endoplasmic reticulum membrane. The record is from RefSeq and is a predicted model, not a curated record. Gene Ontology annotation, biological process: retrograde transport, endosome to Golgi; intra-Golgi vesicle-mediated transport; macroautophagy. Lineage: Eukaryota; Metazoa; Chordata; Aves; Passeriformes; Icteridae. Gene Ontology annotation, molecular function: SNAP receptor activity; SNARE binding.
GGUGGGGGACGCGUUUUGGUGUGACAGAACGCGGAAGCGGCGCGGUGCGGAGCGGCGCCCCCGGCACCGGCAGCGCUAUCGCCGCGAUGUCCUCCGACUUCGAGAGCUACGAGCAGGACUUCGCCGUGCUCACGGCAGAGAUCACGGGCCGCAUCGGGAAGGUGCCGAAGCUGGUAGGAGAUGAGAAGAAGCAGAUGGUUGCAAAUGUUGAGAAACAGCUCGAAGAAGCGAGGGAACUGCUUGAGCAGAUGGAACUUGAAGUUCGAGAGAUCCCACCUCAAAGCCGAGGGAUGUACAGCAGUCGAAUGAGGAGCUACAAACAAGAAAUGGGAAAACUUGAAGCUGACUUUAAAAGGUCACGAAUCGCCUACAGUGAUGAGGUGCGGAAUGAACUCCUAGGGGAUGACGGGAAUUCCUCAGAGAACCAGUUGAUAAAAUUACGUGAAGAGAGGGCACAUCUGCUCGAUAACACAGAGAGGCUGGAAAGGUCAUCUCGGAGACUAGAGGCUGGAUACCAAAUAGCAGUGGAAACCGAGCAGAUUGGACAGGAGAUGCUUGAAAACCUCAGCCAUGACAGAGAGAAGAUCCAGCGGGCUCGGGAAAGACUUAGAGAAGCAGAUGCAAACCUGGGGAAGAGUUCCAGGAUUUUGACGGGAAUGUUGCGAAGGAUCAUCCAAAACCGGAUUUUGAUCGUUGUGCUGGCAGUCAUCAUCAUCUUCACCACCAUGAUGGCUAUUUAUUUUUCUGUCAGGGGACGCUGAUAUCUUUGUUCUUCACUAAACAGCAACAAACUGCUUGUUCUGAGUAAUUAAGACAAAGUGGUCACAUGAAUCAUUCUCUUGCACUGACAGAGUCUCCCUCUCUUUUCCACUCUUCAACUCAGGUGCAAGUGGUGUAAAAUAUUUUGUAUUAUUGAUGGCAUAGUUGAUGGCAUGUGGGGCUAUUUUUUUCUUACAUAUUUGUCCUUAUCUGAGUGUUUUCAGGAUCUUAAUAUUUGUUGGAGUGAGGGCUUGUUCUGGUAUAAAAAGACUUAAUAUGUGUUGAAUUGUUCACAGACAAUUAUCCUGUAAGUUACCAGAGUUUCAUGAGGGAAGAGGGGUCUUUGCACUUUUCUUGUGCUGUGCAGGGUGUAUGAAUAUCAAGCAGUAUCUGACCUUCUGUGAUUUAAAAUAUAAGUAAAGCAAAGACCAAAUGAUGUAGAAAGUGAACCUGUCUCCUGUGACUAACUCCCAAUCACACAUUAUCGUAGUAGAUGUAACCUGGUUAAGAACAGUAGCUAGUUUUAAAAAGAGAGCAACCUUAGGAUGGUGUUUAAUAUAUGAUGUAAAUCCAAAAUUCAAUUUAACCGUUUUUUUAUUUAAAAUUAGGCUUUCUUUUCUGCUUAUUCAAAGCAAUUCCACUUUCAUCAAGAUCAUGAAAACACAUCACUUACCUAAAAUGUAGUUAUGGCUACAGCCCAUCUGUUGAAUCUCUUUUAAAUCUUCCAGUGUUGAGAUAUGUACUGAUAAGCAUUUCACACUAGGCCCUUAAUGAAGAUAUUUAAAGAUACUUAUCUAUUUGUUGCUGAUUGAAAAGAGAUCUUAAGUAAUAGUUCAGCAACAAAUGUGUGAUUAUAGUGCAUUAAACAAUCUAGAUUUUUAAUACUGGCCUGACUAUAUUGAGACUGCAUGUUGGAGUAUUUUGAGUGUAUUAAAUUCUGAUGUGAUAUUCCCCUUUUUAAACAGAAACUGUAAAAUGUUAAUUUAUAUAUGCUUUUAGCUGAUAUAAUAUAUCAUAGUUUCAUCUA